AAAAACAACUACACAUACAACAGCAGGGACAACACUACUAGCACAACAACAAAACUUUUACGCUAGGCAAGCGGAUAGGUAGAGAGACAGGAGGAGACGGGAGAAAGAGCAAGAGUGCGGCAGGGAGAGCUGGGAAAUACACUCGAGUGAAAUUAAAGCCGAUGGAGGGGAGGAAGCAGCAAGACAAUACAUCAAUGCAGGCUAAGUGUAAUUGCUAUGGUGUGUGUGAGUGAAUAGUGUGUGAGUGCGAGCGAGCGGCUGUGCGUGAGAAUGGGACAAUAAAUUAGCUGUAACUUGCACCUUGUUAUUCGCACCUGGAUCCCAAAAGUGGAUUAUAUAUAUGUAUAUUUUUACAAGUCAAAUAUUCAAGCAAAGCCCGUGGUUCGUAAUCAAAGUUAAUUUUGGCAACACAAAGAGAGAGAGCGCCAAGUGUGUGGAAAACGUAAACGUAAAUUCUAUUUACGCAAAUAAUACGCAGAAACGUGAGUAAAGAAGAAUUAGAGGCAGCAGCCGCAGCAAACAGCGCAAACAGGAUACUUAAAAUAUCAAGGCAAAUAUAUACACUCGCACACAGACACACACACAAACACUAAAACAGACACACGGCCACAGGCAAGGAGGUUUAUAUUUUUGGCUUGCUCCCGCUCUCACACCCUCCCAUAUCGCCCGGCACCUCGAAAAACGCACGAAAUAAAUAUAAAAUAAACCCAACAUCGUUGAGGUGUAUGGCCCCAAGGCAAGGCAAACAAACAGACUCGACGAAAAAAAAAUAAGAAAAGAAAAGGAGAGCGAGAAGCAGAAGACGAGGAACAGGGUAAAACGAAGCAGAAAGAUGCCAAAAUGCUGGACAGAGAUUGAUGCUGGCUGCCAACGAACAGCGACAACAACAAAAGCACCAACAACGCCAGCAGCUAGAACGACAUCUAAUACAAUAACAAUAAUAGCAACAAAAACAACAACAAUAGCAGCAGUGACAACCGCCAAGUGUGAGCCGACAAGCGACAGCGAUUGAGAUAUAUUGAUUCCGCCAAAUCACGUCGAUUAAGCCAUGAACGCACUCGAUAUGAAUAAACAAUUUCUGAGCGUCUCGCAGGACCAUCAGCAUCAGCUCCAGACCUCGGCGGCGGACCAGCGAAGUCGCUCAAGAUCGGAGCGUGCCUCGAGUCUGGCUCUGCCCCUCAACUCCCUGCUGGACUUCUAUGACAAGCAGCAGGAGCAGUGCAAAUCAGUCACCCUGCUGCCGCUGCCCAGCAACAACAGUAGCACCAGCAGCAGCAACAGCAGCAUCGUGCGGCGCCACUCAUCCCACUACUAUCCCAUGCUCGAGGACAAGCAGAAGCCGUCGCAGUUGCCACCGGCAGCCACCGAAAUGCUUGUAAACAUGACGGAGCAGAAAUAUGGCAAGUCAGCGCCCCUGGGGGCAGGAACCGGGAACCGGCAGCAGUUUCCGCAGCAGCAACAGCAACAGCAGUUGGUGCGGGUGGACACGCCAGUCACGCCACCGCCGCCCAUUCCGCGGCGCCUGCUGCGAGGCAAGUCUGCCUGGCAGACGAGUAGUCCCAAUCCCAGUGUCGGCCAGGAGGGUAUUAAUGCCCACGGCAUUGGCACGGUGUUUGUUUAUCCGCAGCCAACAAACGUGACCACCGAGGCAGCGGCUCUCGGAUCAGUAGCGGGACAGGGAGCAGCUGGUCUGCAAUCAGCAUUGCUUGUUGACAUUGCCUCACGUCCGGCGCACGGCUAUGCGGAUGCCGAUGGCAUUUCCGAUGACGACCGCAUGAGUCUGGAGAACUCCGUAUUCGACGAGUCGCUAACCUCUACGCCGGUCAAGGUUGCCGGCUACCAUGCCGGCCGCUACUCCGCCAUGGGCCACAUGGCCAAGCGAGCGCAGCGUUCCUCAAGCAGCACGGUGGAUUCGGCCUACGGCUCCUCGCUGGGCGGGCACAGUGAGCGCUUUGCCAGCAGCUCGACGAGCGUGGACUUCCGCAGCCGCUUCUCCUCGGUGGACACGCAAUCCUCGCUGGACGAGAAGCCCCUCUCCAGCUCGAUUGACUCCCCCUUGGCCAGGGACUCUAGGGAUGCCUACCGGGAGCGAUCGGCAGUUAACGAUGCCAUGCACAAGCUGAACAAUAACAACAAUAGCCUGGGAUUGGCCUUGUAUCCGGCCAGCAACAACAACAACAGCAGCAGCAGCAUCAGUGGAUCAGUGGAUGGAGGCAAGCUGCCGGUGGUUCCAGCCAGGAAACAGCCACCGCCACCCGCCAAGUGCAGUUCCAACAGCAACAAUUCGGUGGGUGAAAGCCAAUCGCAGUCGCAGUCCUCCUCCAAGGAGACCGGUAGUGUCUCGGCCUCAGCCUCCACUUCGUCCGCCGCCUCGGCAGGAUCCAGCACCAUCUCCAGCGGCACCAUGUCCUCCAUGUCGGGGCCACCGCCGAUAGUGCCCUCUGCCGAUGCCGCCAAUCCCAAACGUCCAGGGCCACCAGAGCCACCGAUGCGGCAGGCCAAUGUAUUUGAUCCCAUGGAGAUGAGUGCGCGGGGUCAUCCGCCGCCUCCGUUAACUGUAAGGAACAAACUGGGCCGCACCAAGCCGCCGCCCAUAGCCUAUCCCCGAAUGCAGCAGCGCCAGGAUUCCACUCUGUCCAGCGACAGCUACUCGAUCAGCUCCAGUCCGGGCUACAACUCCAAGCUGAUGGAGGCGCCGCUAUUGGGCUCCACGUCGCAGGUGGGACGCAAGCCGAAUGCACCCGGCUCAGCCCAGAGGCAGACGCCACUGAUGGACUUGGCACCAACGCGUUUCCUGAACGGUGGUGGCAAGCAGGCGCCCGCUGUGCCGCCGCCAAGGGGUAGGAUCAACUUUCGCCAGGAUUCGACCAUCUCCAGCGACAGCUUCAGCCAGUCCUCUAGUCCGGGCUACAAUCCCAAGCUCAUGGAGGCACCGCUGCUGCCAUCCCUAUCCGCCAAGCGACUAUGCAGCGCGCCAGCUCCGAUUGUCUGCCGGCAGCAUGAGCCCAUUGAGGAACUGGAGCCACCGCAGACCAUUUCGCCGCUGCACAAGGCUGGUGGUCCGCCCAGCAGCCUACAAACUAUCGUCCGCUUUCAGAAUGGAGCCCCGCACACCAUGUCCUUGCAGCAUCAGAUCAUAAACCGACGCAAGAGCUCCAAUCCGUACAUCACCAACGGCCGUCUGAAGUUCCGCCUGUUCCAGAUCCUGAUCAACGCCUUCGCCCUGCUGGCCAUAGCCGGUGGCCUGGCUGCCUACUUUAAUGCCUAUCCGACGAUCAAGUUUGUGAACAAGACCAUCAUCAACACCAUCCAUGUGGAGGACACCACCAGUUUUGGCAAAAACCCGGCUCCUGGAACUUGUCUGCCCAUCAUUGUGCGUUUUUGUCAGGGUCCCCAGAUUCCGUACAACUACACCGUGUUCCCGAACUACAUAGGACACUUUGGCCAGCUGGAGACGCAAACGGAUCUGGAUACCUACGAGGCCUUGGUGGAUGUGAGAUGCUACGAGCUGGUCUCCCUGUUCCUGUGCACACUGUUUGUGCCCAAGUGCGGUCAGAGUGGAGCAACCGUGCCGCCCUGUAAGACCCUCUGCACGGAGACCAUGCGCCGCUGUGGCUUCUUCUUCGAUGUUUUUGGUCUUAGCCUGCCCGAGUACCUCAACUGCAAGCUAUUCAAGGACUUUCCCAGCUCGGAGGACUGCGUGGGCCUGGAGGAAGUGCGCGACGUCAUGAUAGCCGCCUCGAAUCCCAAAUGCGAGGGCUUCCAGUGCGACCAGAACCGCUGCCUGCCGCAGGAGUACGUGUGUGAUGGCCACCUUGAUUGCAUGGACCAGGCGGACGAGGCCAGCUGCGAGCGUUGCGGUCCGGAUGAGAUCUACUGCGGCGAUAGCCAGUGCAUUGGAACCAAGCACAUUUGCGAUGGCAUCAUUGACUGUCCCUACGGCCAGGACGAACGGAAUUGCUUGAGACUAAGUGAACGGAAUGGCGAUGUGGGCACCGGGGUCCUGGAGGUCUACCGUAUCGGUCAACGUCAGUGGAUGCCCGCCUGCGUCAAGAACUGGGAUCGGGCUGUGUCCCCCAGCGCCGUGUGCUCCAUACUGGGCUACUCCGCCGUAAAUGCCACCAGUGUGCUGACACAGCGCACCCACCGACCGCUGCUGGCCUCGGUGAAUGUGUCCACUGAUAUUUGGAAGAUGUAUGCCAAAAGGCGCUCCACCCUGAUGCAGGAGUUUGCCAACUGCAAGAAGACAGAGGACUAUCCCAUGGCCGAGCUUACCUGCUCCAAUUACGAAUGCGGUCGCGUAAAGCGAGGCAGGCACAAGCCCUCUAGACGCAUCAUUGGCGGCACCCAGGCCAAUCCUGGCAACUGGCCCUUCUUGGCUGCUAUUCUAGGCGGUCCAGAGAAGGUUUUCUACUGCGCCGGUGUCCUUAUAUCGGAUCAAUGGGUGCUCACAGCAUCCCAUUGCGUUGGCAACUAUACGGUCAUAGAUCUGGAGGACUGGACAAUUCAGCUGGGCGUAACGCGUCGCAACUCUUUUACUUAUACGGGUCAGAAAGUUAAGGUCAAGGCUGUCAUUCCCCAUCCACAGUACAACAUGGCCAUUGCCCACGACAACGACAUAGCCCUGUUCCAGCUGGCGACGCGUGUGGCCUUUCACGAGCACUUGCUGCCUGUGUGUCUGCCGCCUCCAAAUGUCAGGAGUCUGCAUCCCGGCACUCUGUGCACGGUCAUCGGCUGGGGAAAGCGGGAGGACAAGGAUCCCAAGUCCACGUACGAGUUUAUUGUAAACGAGGUGCAGGUGCCCAUCAUCACGCGCAACCAGUGCGACGAGUGGCUGGACAACCUGACCGUAUCGGAGGGCAUGGUCUGCGCGGGCUUCGAUGACGGAGGCAAGGAUGCCUGUCAGGGCGACUCGGGUGGUCCACUGCUGUGUCCGUAUCCGGGGGAGAAGGAUCGCUGGUUCGUCGGAGGCAUCGUGUCCUGGGGCAUUAUGUGUGCGCAUCCGCGACUGCCCGGCGUAUAUGCCAACGUGGUGCAGUACGUGCCCUGGAUACAGGAGCAGAUAGCGAAGCAUACCCGUCCCAUAAACGAGGAUCGGGUGAACAAGUAUGACCUGCAUCCUGGGGGACCCGACAUGCUGUCCAAAAUAGCAACGGAUCCGAUGCGAGUGGGUAAACCCUAUUACUACUCACACAAGAACUAGGCCUGACCACGGGCAGGAGGAGAGACAACUAGCAUAUCCAUGGAACGAAUGCACAAAACAAACACACACAGAACCGAUGGAUCCUGUAGGAUACAUACAUAUAUUUUGCUACUGAACUUAGGGUAUUAGCGUCAUGCCGCUAACACCGAUUUUGGGCAACAUAAUCAUGUGUCAAUUUGCCGAAUUUAUUUGUCAAUUUUUUUACAAAGAGAUUUCUAUGAACCCUGAGAGACCCGAGGAAGACCCCUCAAGGGUACCCCCAAAUGUCAAUACAAAUUGCACACGCGAUUUACAUAUAUAUUUACACCUAAAUCGAAGAUAACCGAUAUAUACCCGAUAUGUAACCCAUUGGUAAUUGUGUCUAAAUAACCCCCAACCCAAAACCGAAACCGAAACCCUGGACAAUAAUUCCAUUUCGUAGAUGAAUUUUGUGUUGAGAUAAAACCUAGUUUAAGCUAAGAGAAAUUCCCAUAAAGAAAGAGUGUUUGCCGAAAAAAGAAAUCAAAAAUUAUCAAAGAGAUAAAUAGUAGAAUCACAGCUAAUUGAGUGUUGACAAAUACUAAACAGGAAAUAAUCAAGUAAAUCGUAGGAAAUACAUAACUAUAACUAUAACUAAACUAAUGAGAAACAAAAACAAAAAAACAAGGAAAAAUUGCUGAUCUUGGCAUUUGAUGGACGUAGUAGCAGUGUUAGCUCUUCUCCAACUAUGACAAAAGGAAUCUAUCCAACAGAACUAGGUGCAGUUGACAAUAACGGGAAGUGCACAAUAUGCUAUUAAAGGCAUUUUAGCGAAUAAGUAAUUAAAAUACUAACUACAAUGCGUGGGUUUCAGCUUUAAAGAACACUAAAACGAAGAGGGAGGAGUGCGAAUACAGAAGGAGCAUUAGGAAGAGGCAUACUUAUAUACAUACAUAUAGCAUACGAUGAGAACUACAGAAGGUAUACAUGCUUCGAUAGUGAAUCAAUGUCAAUGUAACUUAAUAUUUAGAACUAUUUACACGCCAACGCAAGCCCCAAGCCCCCUCCCCCCCACUUAGACUGGAAGUUAUAGUUACCCUUGAUUUCGAUACCCUCUCAUCCGCAAUGCGAUCCCCCAUCCCUUGGAGCCUAGGAGCAAAUUCAAAAGGGAAUCGCAGGGUUAUAUAUGUAAAAUACGCGUAACUAAAGACUCAAAAUUGGUUGUUUCAGCACAAAGAACACACUCACUCACACAUUAUAUUGAGCUUCGCAACGUGUAUAGCUUUGAUAUUGUUUUCAAACUGGGAUUCUGGGACUCCAGUAGGGCGGGGACUCGACUUUUAUCAUUUUUGUAGCUAAAACCUGUUGAGAUGCUUUAGACACGAGAUUGCAAAUGUAUAACCGAUCAGUACUAAAUAUAGUUGGACAUAUUAUGCCUACCUACAUAUAUACAUAAAUAUAUGCAUGUUUUGUACAAUCAGUUUACAAGUGGAAAAUGAAAAUGAAAAAGAUAAUGAUAAAGAACAAGUAUUAGUCUUAAACGGGGGACAAAUGAAGCGCAUAUUACACAAGGCACACGAUGUUUUGGGCGAAGAAGAGGGACAUGAACACAAAUCAAUAUGUAACUGAAAUAUAUAUACAAGAAAUAUACAUAUAACGGGAUACAUACAUAUAUUCUAUAUAUAUAUUGUAGCGCUAGCUUGUAAGCAGAUGUGAUGG
Messenger RNA from Drosophila kikkawai, 6880 nucleotides. It is a transcript of the gene Corin, whose product is annotated as corin serine peptidase. Gene Ontology annotation, molecular function: protein binding; serine-type endopeptidase activity. Gene Ontology annotation, cellular component: membrane. NCBI's taxonomy places the organism in Eukaryota, Metazoa, Arthropoda, Insecta, Diptera, Drosophilidae. Gene Ontology annotation, biological process: proteolysis. The record is from RefSeq and is a predicted model, not a curated record.